CACACGACAACACCGACGACGCCCGCAACGACUGCUACGACGCCGACAUCGAUUGGGAGCGCGCUUUACGCGUCGCUAAGCCUAUCUUGCUUGCCCAUCUCUGCCUCGUGGUCGCCGUGCGCAUCUCCGUCAACCCAGCGAGCCACGUUACUUUACCGAGGCCAUGAGUAGCUUCUCGUCCUUAUCCUCCAUCGGCCGUUCGCCAUCGCGUUCUGUCCAUCAAACCCGGACCGAUGCUAGCCACGACUCUCGUCCAAGCACCCCGCGCAUCCGGACGAGCACGAGUCAGGCCUCGCGUCACCCACGGCCGCCUUCCAGCCCUGUCGGCCGGUUUUUGGUAUGGGACCAGCAAGAAAGCCUGCCUUCUUCGUCGAAACUGCCGGUUUUCCCACCGAGAACUCCUAUUGGCGACAAACAAGGUCACGCCUCUCGUCGCCUUUCCCUCCAGACGCCCCCGUCGUAUUCCAAAGUCCGAAGCCGGACAAGUGCAAGCUCCUCUCACAACGAGGUCUCUCCGGUGCUCCGCGUGGGCGGCUCGGGGCGGACGCUUAGAUUCCAGACCCAUCAAUCUGAACACGCCCCCACCGAGCGCACGACGAGGGUGUCAUCGCUCGUGCGGACUCGAGUGCCUGCCGAGUCGUUAAAUGAGGCCCCCUCCCUUUCCUCAUCCCUGACUUCUGCUCCCUCCUUCACCACCCCGCCUACUCCCCAGAGCCAGGUUUCCCCUGUCCGUCUAGGCGGUUACCGGCGUCACCCGUUUGUCACUCCAUCGGCCUCCACGUCCUCCCUGCGGAACGAUAUUCCUUGUGUCCAGGCUCAGCGUGAGCCUCUCACGCCGUCGUCGCCCUCACCUCGUUCGCACGCGUCGCGGCGCUCACAGCCAAGAACCCGGUCGUCCCCGCUAGUACCUCCACACACCUUCACCCUCAGGCGUGGCCUUGAACUGCCUCGCGCACGUCCCACUCUCGCCAUGUCGUUGCAAGUUCAUGCUCCUACUCCGGUGACCGCAUUGCCCUCCACCGCGCGUCCUCGCUCUAGAUCAAGACCCCCGCCCUCCUCCCGUCCCUCCUCGCCCCUCACCUCCUCUGUCCCUCUACCACAACGUCCACCCAUGCCUCGCCCACCCAGCCGGUCAGAACGUCUCCUCCGUGACACGCUUCGUCGUGCAGAAGAGCAGGACAGGAUAGGCAAGCCUCACCCCGCCCCGUCCUUCACUCUUGCCCCCUCGUCGUCCCACUCGCACAUUCCGCCCUCCGUCACCGAUAUGUUCGCUACCUGCCGGGUGCCGGCUGUCCCCAAUGGCGGCAGGCGGCACCGACGGAACACCUCGUCUUCGGUCCAAUCCGAAUCCUCGUGCGACCAAUUCGAAAGCGAGCCACUUGACGAGGAUAGCCAGGAGGAUGAAGAGGACGGAGGAUGGAUGUGGCGCGCGAAUGGUACCGGCUCUGUCGCCUCCUCGGGACAUGGGUAUGGGAAUGCGUAUUACCCGGCUCUUGCACGGAAGCCAGAGAACAUCCCGUAUGGCACGCCUGCAUCCCCGUCACCAGCUCGCGCACAGCUACAGCGCUCUGCGAAAUCGUCGCCCACUGUCCCCCGGAGGCAUUCCCACUCACAGUCGGUUUCCCAUGUAGCCGCACAUCCACCGUCGCGCACGUCCGUGGACGGGGAGCGUCCGAGUCGGUCCCACCAACAACCUAGUGCCCCUCUGACGCCACACGAGGCCGUCCUACGGAGCAAGCUGGAGGGAGUGUUGAGGAACGCUUCGAAAGGCGGACCAAGAACUCGCAGCAUCGAGCGGAGAGAUGUGGACCCCGGGUUCAGCAGCGAGAGCGGCAACUCGAUGGCGAGUAGCAGGAACCUCAGUGGGGAAGGUGACUUCUUCUUUGGGGCGAGCAGCGACCCGAGCUUGACGUCACUCUCGUCGACCGAGUCUCAAGCUGCUUUUGCUUCAAAGCCACGAGCCAGCCUGCCGUCGUCGCCUCGGAAACCGCACGCCAACCUGCACGUACAGCCACCACUUUCGAGACCAACGAGGAAGUCGUCUUCCCCUCCGUCGCAGAAUGGAAGCGUGGGCCCUCUGACGCCGCCCCCAUCGCCACCGUUCAAUGCGCGUCACGCGGCUGCGCAAAUCAAAGGCAUGGACGGCUACGUCUCCUUCGCCAACAUUGAAGGCCUCGGCAUUCCCGAAGGCGUCGACGACGAGGCUGAAGAUGCCAAUUCUAGGAGCCGGUGGUUCCAGUGGUUGCAUCUCAACUCGGGCAAGGGCGCCGUCGCCUGCGACAGGUCGCGCGGGCGCAGCGAGAGCGCGAGCAGCGCGUCUAGAUGACGUGGUGGGGCGAUCCUGUGAGUCUCAGGACCACUCCCCGCGUUCGACGUCGUGCUGCUAGUCCGCGCUACUCCGCUGGCCCAACCGUCCUGCUGGGCACGGCUCACGGUGCUCUUCCCCCUCGCUGUUCCCCUCCAUCCCCGCAUCGCUCUUCCUCCCGCUCUAUAGACUAUACUUCUCGGCUUCGUCGCAUGCUCUGUUUUGUUGUUGUUCCACCACCCGCUGCAUCUUCCAUGUCGCCUCAUCAUCAUCAUCCCCAUCCUAUCCCCCGGUAAUAGCAUCUCACUCUCCGCACGACAUCCGCCGACGCCAUCCGGCCCUCCGCAGACUUUCCCCUCACGAGCAUCCUCGCCUAUCGCCAUCGCUAUCCAUCAUACAAAACACCCCCGCACGCAUUAUGCUUUCUUCACGAACCUUCCAUCAUGCCACGACAUCUCCCCGCGGCCGUCGAGGCCCCGGCGAUCCGCUUGCGUUGCGGACGUCCGGUCAUGCGGACGAAAAGAUGAGGCCUUCUUUCGGGUCCUCCUCUUCACUUAUUCGCUUACGACACUCCCCGGAUCGAUGAUCCUCGUUAUGUACCUGACGCCCUCGGACGACGGAUGACACCCUCCUCACGCCGACUUGCACGACUCGACUCUGGAGUUCUUCUCUUUGGUUUUUUACUCUCCUCAUUUACGGAUUGCGUACGCGGAUGUACUUGUACCGACUGGAUUGGAUGGAUAGAUAUGCGCUUGUGUUUCUCGUUCGGGCGCGACUGAACAGUUACUCGUGUAGUUUGUCAGGGUUUCUCGGAUCGGAGUCGGUGUACUGUCUGUUCGUAAUGCGCUAGCAAUGGCAUCAUGAUAUC
Molecule: messenger RNA, 3173 nt
Organism: Trametes versicolor FP-101664 SS1
Lineage: Eukaryota; Fungi; Basidiomycota; Agaricomycetes; Polyporales; Polyporaceae
Exons: 3
Coding region: 164-2326 (720 amino acids)
Source: RefSeq, a predicted model, not a curated record